UUUCAAUAUUAAAAACGAUACACAAAAAGGCUGAGCCAAGAAUUUUUUGAAAAUGCAAGAAAAUCGAGGAUAUAAAUCCUUGUCUGCAGAUGCAUUGACUUCCCUGAAGACUAUGGCAAGUGAUUCUAAGAAGAGAGGUUUCAUAGUAAAGGAUGGAACAUUUUUAGGAGGACUUGUUGUGGUAUUAUCUAAUCCUGAUGUAAAAAUUGUCACAACAGCUCUAGAGACAUUAAUCCUUCUGGCUGAAGUGUCAGAGUACAGACCAACACUAUCAACAUUUAUUGGUUUGAAUGAACAAGUAGAGAUCCUACUAAACAGAGAAAAUGAAAAUAUUGCUAACCUUGCAGAAAGAUUGUAUGAUUUAUUAACACAGAAACCAGAGAAACAUGCACCAUUAAAAGAUUCAUUUAAUUCAUCAGGAACUAAAUCAAGGCAAGGAUCAAGUAAAAACAAAAGUGUAAAUGGUGGCAGGACAAAGCAUAUAAUAUUACAGAUACGAGGACUUGUAGUCAAGAAUGACAAAGAUGUUGUAAUGAGAUUGCUACUGCAUGUUAAAGGAGUUGUUAGUAUAACCUUUGACCUAAAUCAGAAGAGAUGUAUAAUGAGAACAAAACAAGAUGUCAAACCAGAGACUUUAGCCCAAGCUGUAGCAAAGUCACAAACCAUGACAGCCCAACAAGUGGUUAGAGAUGAAAAUGGAGAGGAGAAACUUAUAGCAUUUGGUUCCAACAUGAGAGACGUGGACAAGGAGAAUACAACAUUGCCAGAUUAUCUACCAGAGGAUGUAGACAGUCCAAAAGCUCACACUAAACCUCUAGCAAGAAAUAAAGCUGAUAACAAAAGGGAAGGUGGUUGGCUUAGUUCUGCUGCAACUUUCAUAACAAAUUCAUUUUACUGGUGAAUUUUGUAUAAUUUGAACAAUCUCAACAGGGCAGCAGUAUAAGAACAAUGAGUAGGAAAUAGAAGUCUUGACUGAUUUUAUAUCUGGAAUAGGUGCAAGAAAUGCUAGUGUAUAUUAAUUAAAAGAUGACAGAUGUGUUUCAAUAUAGAUUUAUGUAUGUCACUAUCAAAAACCUAUUCAAUCAUAAAUGUACAUGUUUUACAGAAGUUUACUGUAAACCCUGCUUAAUCAUAUGAGAUGAAAAUAAGAAUGAAAGAUGAAAGUACAGGUUUAUUACUAAUUUAAAAUUUAUUAGUCACCUUUUGUUUUCUUUUGCUGUUUUACUGUUACUUUCUUACUCUUCAUUUCUUUUUUUCUGUUUCUUUACUCUUAUUAUAGUUUGAUGAAUUAUUUUAAUUGUUUUAUUUGUUUUAAUUGUACAAAAUGAAUAAAUUUACUUUGUACAUUGACA
Mytilus californianus (California mussel) is the source of this 1352-nucleotide messenger RNA. Its product is annotated as armadillo repeat-containing protein 1-like. The record is from RefSeq and is a predicted model, not a curated record. The transcript has 9 exons. Lineage: Eukaryota; Metazoa; Mollusca; Bivalvia; Mytilida; Mytilidae. The coding region runs from base 53 to 901 and encodes 282 amino acids.